Messenger RNA from Lachnellula hyalina, 219 nucleotides. RefSeq lists its product as uncharacterized. Bases 1 to 219 code for a protein of 72 amino acids. Lineage: Eukaryota; Fungi; Ascomycota; Leotiomycetes; Helotiales; Lachnaceae. The transcript has 2 exons. The record is from RefSeq and is a predicted model, not a curated record.
AUGUCUCCCACGUCCGCAACGUCUCCAGGCAAUCUGCAAACAGUGCAACCAGCCACUACGCAGUCAAUGAGCCUCGAUCCUAUCUCGCAACCGACGACACAAGAACAAGCCAAGGAAUCGCAGGAGCAGGAGGUCCAUAUGCGCGGCGGUGAAAUGUGCCCGGGACGAUUCUGUUUCAUCAUCCCAUGUCCUUUGCCUUGCAACUUCUGUAUUAUUUAA